This is a messenger RNA of Benincasa hispida (wax gourd), 3131 nucleotides long. The record is from RefSeq and is a predicted model, not a curated record. Lineage: Eukaryota; Viridiplantae; Streptophyta; Magnoliopsida; Cucurbitales; Cucurbitaceae.
CUCCGCUUAAUCUCUGAAAUGGGGUUGUGAUUUUCGUACUUUUUUUUCUGUUUGGUUUAUGAAUGAUCGAUGUUUUUCUUUAUAUAUGCUGGUUUGUGUGGAAAUAUGCCUUUCAGGUGUUUGUUUAAUGGCUAUCUCUUGUUUUCUUCCUGUUUUAUAACGUUGAUUGCUGUGAUGAUUAACCAUUUAAAUGGAAUAUCACUGGACCUGAUGUGGGUUGUGCUCUGUUUUCAAUUUAAGAUUGAUGUAUUGGAAUUGGAAGGUAUUGUCAAUGUCUCCAAUUAUUAUGGGUUGAUUUUGUCAGCUUCUUUCUUGUUUCUUCUCAAAUUUUUGAGUUUGUCUAAGCAUUAGUGAGACUUUUGGCCCGUGUGCGAGCUUGUCUGUUUCCAGCAUUACUUUUUCAUUCUAUUGGCAGAAUUACAUGGACAACCUUUGUCUUCUUUCUUGUGAUUUCAUGCUGACAUUUGUAUUUUUGUCUUCCAAUUAUUUUGCUUCCUAUGUUGUAUGUCUUACAAAAGUGAAAUAGCGUUUCAUGCUCUUUGUUCAUGAACGUUGUGGUGAAUAAACUGAUUCUUUUUCAGAAUGUUUGUUAUCAUCUAUGCUCAUGAGAUGUGCUGUGUCAAAUUCUGAUGGCUGAGAAGGGUGAUGUGCCAGUGUCCCUUGAAAUGAUCAGUACUGCAGGCACUUAUUCAAGAAGAAACUCUACUGCAGGUACUUAUUCAAGAAGAAACUCUACUGUAGGUGCUUAUUCGAGAAGAAGCUCUAUGGGAUGGACAAGUUAUCCAAAUAGUGGAGAAAAACUUAUGCCUAAUUAUCUAAGAGCAUCUACUGGUUCCUGUCAUGAUUUUUGCAAAUAUGGAAGAAAUCAUGCUUUUGAAACCAAGUCAAGACAACCAGUGUCCAAAAAUCUGGCAAGAAAAUCGCUCGACGGUGGAAGUUCUGUCGAUGCUAUUUUACUUCCUGAGAGAAAGAAAACAACUUUGACUUGGGCCAAUGCUGAAUUUUCAUCAACUUCCAGAUUAUCUGAAACCAAGUCGAGACAACCACUGCCCAAAAAUGUGACAAGAAAAUCACUCGAUGGUGGAAGAUCUCUAGAUAGUGUGGUACUUCCUGAGAGAAAGAAAACAAUUUCAACUGAAACCAAGUCAAGACAACCAAUGACCAAAAAUGUGGCAAGAAAAUCACUUGAUGGUGGAAGUUUAGUAGAUCGUGUGGUAUUUCCUGAGAGAAAGAACAUAACUUCAACAACGUGGGCCAAGGCUGAAUUUUCAUCCACUUCCAGAUUACAUGAAGCUGAUUCAACUACAUUCUCAAUGACUAAAUUGCCAGUAGAAUCUCCUGCCCUCCUGACUCCAGUGCAGAGACAAGUCCCAAAUGAGAGGAAGAAGAAAUUGUUGCCUAGUCCAAAGCAGCGAGAAGUCCUCAAUGAAAGCAAAAAGAAAUUGUUGGUUGAGCCGAGAACUUUGUCUACGUCAAGAUCACGUACAAAAAAUUCCCUAAAGAACUUGAAGCCUGAAACGUCUGCAGCUGCUAGAAGUCCAGAGAAUUCUGUGGUUCAAGUUUUUGCAAAAGCCAAGGAGAGAGUGUUACCUGAAAAGUCUGAUAAAAUUUUGAAACCGAAGUCUAUUAAAGUAAAGCCAUUGAGAUCUGCAUCUCUGGACAAUUCGAGAUGGAAAAAUUAUUCCAAAAUGGGCAAAUGUUCGGGGACUUCUAAAGAAGCUGCAAAGAAAGUGGUGGCAGCCUCAACAGGUUCAUUUUCCUCGAACUCUAUCCAUGGAGCUGCAAACUUAACCACAAGAAAGCAUGUUAAUGGAGCUGCAAACUUAACCACAAGAAAGCAUGUUAAUGGAGCUGCAAACUUAACCACAAGAAAGCAUGUUAACUUGAAAGGCGUCCCACUUAAAACUCAUAAAGUGAUCAAAAUAUCUGAACGUGGACAAGUGCGAAAUGAAGAGAUCCAAGAGAAAAACUUCCAGGGUGAAGAGGUCCAAGAGGAAACCUACCAGAGUGAAGUGGUAGAAGAGGAAACCUUCCAGAGUGAAGAGGUCCAAGAGAAAACCUUGUAUGUCAUUAAGAUCGAAAAUGAGGAAAUACCCCAGCAACCUGAUCAAGAUAAAACUGAUUAUAACAUGGAAGCGUCGUCAUUGCCACCUAAAUCGCUAUCACCGCCAAUGUCCCCAGCUACUUUGGCCGAUGCAGAAGAUCAAGAUGUAUCUGAAUACACGGAAUACACGGGAAGUGAAGCAGAGAAUGACUUUUACCAUGAAGGUGACAAAAUUGGCAGCAUAGAAGCAGGCAAUGCUUCAAGUAAAGGUAGUAAAAAUUGCAGAUCCCAAAAUCAUGGGAUGUUGCAAUCUAAACUUAAGGAUCCUCAAUCUACAAAACUGAGUUUCAGGAGGGGAAAAAUUAUUGACAUCUGUUCCGAGAGUAAUAGUCCGAGAAGGCUUAAAUUUAGGCGUGGAAGGCUGUUGGGGGAGAAUCAAAAGGCUGGGGAUGGUCUUAGGAAGAACUUCAAGAGAGGAAAAGAAGUUAACAGUGAAACCAAUACCACAACUCAAGAAACUGUUGUUUUGAGGCACCAAGAUGUGCAGGGGAAAAAAGAUGCGCAGGGCUUGUUUAACAAUGUUAUUGAAGAAACUGCAAGUAAACUCGUCGAAACUCGAAAGAGCAAGGUUAAGGCCUUGGUUGGUGCAUUCGAAACAGUGAUCUCCCUGCAAGAUGGAAAGCCUUCCAUUGAGUCUUGACAAUGUCAGUUAUGAAUGAGAAAUUGAGCUUGACUUAAGAAUUUAACUGAUUGGCAUAGAGUGGUGGGAAAUAAGGCUCGGGUUGAAAAGACGGCGAGCUGAGACUGCAGUAGCCAUAAAAAUAGAUUGCUCUUUUUAUUGGUAGGAAGAAUUCUGUACACAGAUAGGAAGUAUUUGUUUUUGCUAUUGUUUUUCAGGGUAAUCUUCUGCUCCUUAAUAACCAAAUGGUUCUACUGAAUUGACAAUAUUGAUUUGUGAGUUGCACAUAAAAUAAGGGUAGGCUCAUGACUUCAUGUGUUUUUGAAUUGACAGUUAUCUGCCAACUCUGGAUCUUUUACUUGUAAGUUGUGACUUUCUUUGGUUGUGAAGGAUUUAUAAUUCAUUGAA